Erpetoichthys calabaricus (reedfish) is the source of this 2819-nucleotide messenger RNA. It is a transcript of the gene cenps, whose product is annotated as centromere protein S. Gene Ontology annotation, cellular component: FANCM-MHF complex; Fanconi anaemia nuclear complex. Gene Ontology annotation, biological process: resolution of meiotic recombination intermediates; replication fork processing. Gene Ontology annotation, molecular function: chromatin binding; protein heterodimerization activity. Bases 171 to 578 code for a protein of 135 amino acids. The transcript is spliced from 5 exons. The record is from RefSeq and is a predicted model, not a curated record. NCBI's taxonomy places the organism in Eukaryota, Metazoa, Chordata, Cladistia, Polypteriformes, Polypteridae.
GUAAGCCGCGGGAAAUUUCGAGGGGUAGCAGGCGCUGUAUUGUUUUUUUGCGGCGAGUUUGCGUCUGUCUGUACUUUGUAGCGCGACCCUUCGUGUUCUAUGAAAACUUUUCCCCAAUAAGCUGUAUAAUUUUAAACUUCGCUGGAACUGAAGUGAGGCAGACCGUGUCAAUGGACGAGGAGGAGCGAACCGCAUAUAUACAGAGGCUGAAGGCUGCUGUCCAUUAUACGACUGGGUUAAUUUGCCGGCAGAUGGAAGAAGAAAAAGAAGUGCAGUUUACUCGACAAACAAUCGCUGCCAUUGCCGAGACAGCUUUCAAACAGUGUGAGAUCUUUGCAGAAGAUCUUGAAUUAUUUUCAAGGCAUGCAAAACGGAGCACAGUAAAUGUAGAUGAUGUGAAGAUCACAGUUAGGAGGAGUAAACCUCUGUGUGAUUUUAUCUGCCAGAAGAGUGAAGAACUAGCUGCUGGUCAACAAGAGAAAAAAGAAAAAAAGAAAAAGACCACUGGGAAAGGCAAGAAGAGAAAAGUUCAUAUUGAGUCAGACGUAUCUGAGAGUGAAGAUUCCAACAUGCUUUAGCGUCAGCUUUUCGUUUGUUACUGUACAUGUAGUUGGGUGGUCCCAGUACUCCAGGUUUUGACAACCUCACUGAUAUGGUGUACAUAAGUGGUGUGAAUUGCAGUCUUUAGUCAUCUCUGUGGUUGUUCAAGUUUAUUUUCUUGAUUUAAUUCAAUAUUUUUCAUUUAUUCAUGAUUAAUCUGAUGAAUCAUAGCAUAUUGAAAAGAUACAUCUGGUAAAUAUCACCAUUUUUAUUUAUGUAAAUACAUUUACUAUUCAAAAUAAAGGUUGCCGGAAAUGACUAUCUAGGCUUUGGCAAUAUAUGGAUAGCUGCACCUUGCUUAAUUUUUGUAAAUAUUGCAAGUAGAAGUUAUAAGACAAUUCCAAUGUCAUAGACCGGUGUUGCCAGUGAAUGUUUUGUCACAUAUUUUAACUGGUAGCUGAAAACAUUUAGUGUUUUUGUGUUUUGCAUAUAUAGUCUAUUUCUGGAACCCAGCAAAAUAAAUAUCAUCUUUCCACAAAGUUGUGAUAUGUGGUGUCAGAAAAGUUUUUGCAUGUUUCUUUUAAUAACAGAUCAUCUGUUUAUUACUGAAACUGCUCAAUUCUUCUUGGGGUUAUGGGAUGAAGGGUUACUAGCCCAGAAGCACUGGAUGGGAUUUUACUCCAUUUCUGGGCACACUCAUGCACACACCCAUGACAACUUAGACAAUUUAGACUUGCCACUCAAUAUAUUCUGCAUGUCUCUGGAGUUUGUUAGGAAAGCUGUAACACCUGGAGAAGAAGCCCUCGUAACAACUGUCUGGAUCACAACUUGCAGUCAUUUUGCGAUAGUGUGAACAUACUUGAAUAAAUUGUAUUCUGUUUUGUUAAACAUGGUGUAAUCUGUUGAAAUCAGGAACAUUUUUAUAAAUAGAUGAUGUCAUGUGAAUAUUAUUAGCAUAUUAGGUCUGUCAGCUAUUAAGACUUCACUUGAAUUUCACAAUAUACAAUUUGGACACUUUAACUGAUCUAGUGCUAAAUAUGUUUGUCUGAACGUAUUUGUUUUAAAGUCUUGAUUUUUCAUUUGUCAUUACUUCCUUUAUUUUUAUGUUUUAUUGCAUGUUUUCAUGCUUUUAAAUUUGUGUGAAUAUCUGAGAGUUUGAGUGGGUCUUAUUUCACAUACAGGCAAGCAUGUUGGUUAGGAACAAAUGCAAAGAAGGCUAUUCCUAACUUGCAUGCCACUUUUAGUGUUAAAAUGGGCCUUUAAAUUACUAAACUUUUCUGUUGCCUUGUGUAAUCAUUUUAGUAUUCAUGCUUUUACUCUAGAGAAAUACAUAUAUAGUACAAAAAGAAGCAAUGUACUGAAUGUGUCCUUCCGAAGUAUGUUAAAUCCUAUGUGCUUAAUAAAAUGGUUUUCUGUAUGUGAGUUUAGCAAUAUGUGAUACUAUAUUGUUUUUCUUUUAUAGUACACAUUUGUUUGAAAUCAUUUGACACUAUUUUUUGUUGUUACUCCCGUAUGAUUUACUUUGCUUCAUUGUGAAACAUAGUGAGAAGCACAGUAUGGAAAUGUGUAUACUGUACACAAUAGCCAAACUGCCCCACUUAGAGAUACAGUAGGUCUACCUGCUACCUGUGAAAUACUGUAAUGCAGGUGUUAAGGAAAGAUGUUACCCACUUGUUAUGUUAUACAGUACACUUGUUUCCAGAUCAGUUAGGAGAGAAGUAAGAAAACAACAACAUGUCAGAUGCAACUUGGCCAUUUUGGUCUGCUAUUUAUGGAAAUUGAAUGUAAAUGUAAUUAUCCUCCUGUUACACCGAUGUUUCAGCAGUCACAAAGAUAUGCAAAUCUGAUCCAGUAAUAUACACAUGUAUGUGUAUUAAGGAGGAAAGAGGGAUAAGCACUUUUUGGUUUAAGUCGGUGCAAUCUGAGAAAUGUGUUUUGUAAACUUAUGGUAGUCUUGGUUAUGUUAAGAUGUUGAUUCUAGUCUAUAUAAAUCUUGAUUAAAAAGUAGGAGGAAUGUUUAAUUUACAACACUUCCUCUUUGAAAUUGUGUUAAUUGUAGUCAUUUUCUAUGACAGCUGUUGCUGUGUACAGUAUUUGUAAAGCAUUUUGUUUAUAGUUAUUUAAAAUGCUUAAAAUAAAGUAUUUGAAACUAGCAUCUUAUUAAUGGCAGAAGGACAAAAUAGAGAUAGAAGAUGUUUUCUUUCUGAAAGCAUUUUCAUUGUGAUAUUCUUUGUUUAUUCAUUGUGAAUUAAAUUAUUCUGCCACCCAGCGCACUUGAA